CCAGAACGACGUUCAAACGCGGCAUCUCCUGCCAAGAGAUCCGGCGUGGAGAAUGGCGACAUUGGUGACGAAGUUGACAGAGGUGGAGACAGUGGCUCUGAAUCCGACAGAACACAAGACUAUGUCUCCUUGAGUUCCCUGGACACUGACAUGAGCAGCUACCACACUGCGCAUGAAUUCGAGGACGGAUCCACUCACCCUUUCUUUAAACGCCGCCCAAAGAAGAUUGUCUGCACAGAGGGGUCUACAGCAAAGCUAGAUUGUGUUGUUGGUGGAAACCCACUACCCUCACUCACUUGGCUGACCAACAACGUAGAAGUUGAGGAGACUGCCACCCGCAAGUGUGUUGUCGAGGGAGACAAUUGUGCCCUCGUAUUUCGGGAGGUGAAGAAAACAGAGGCUGGACAGUACACAGCCAAGGCAACCAAUGUCAAUGGUUCUAUAGUCAGCACAACAGAACUUGUUGUAUUAGAAGAAAUCCAGGAUCACGAGGCCGUAUCAGAACCACCAUCUAAGACAGUAUCACCAGAGCCACAGGAGAACGGUCAGCAGGAGGUAGAAGAGCCAGAUCCAGUUAAAGAACCAACACCCAAACCUGUAAAGGAACCUACACCAGAACCUUUAAAAGAACCUGAGCCAGUUAAAGAGCCUGAACCUGUAAAAGAACCUACACCUGAACCAGUUAAAGAGCCUGAGCCUGUAAAGGAACGAACACCAGAACCAGUAAAGGAACCUACACCAGAGCCAGUAAAGGAACGAACACCAGAACCAGUAAAGGAACCUACACCAGAGCCAGUAAAGGAACCCUCUCCGGAAACAGUUAAAGAGCCUGUACCAGUAAAAGAACCUACACCAGUAAAGGAAGCAGUUCGAGAACCAGUAAAGGAGCCUUCUCCAGAGCCAGUAAAGGAACCUGAGCUAUUAAAGGAACCUACACCAGAUCAUGUACAGGAACCUGCUCCGCAACUAGGUCAAAAGUCUAAAACAGAAAAGGAGCCUACAGCAGAAUCUGUCAAAGAGACUGAAUUCACUUCUGAACCUUUGACUGAACCUGUAUCAGAACCAGAACCAACCAAGGCAGCGGAGCCUUUGGAGCCUGUCUCAGAGGCUAAAGAAAAGAAGGAAGAAACAGUUCCUAAAGGCAGUGCUCCAGUUAUUAAAGAAGAUAUGAAGGACAUGAAAAUAGAAGCUGGGCAUCUUGCCCGUUUUGACUGCCGUGUGUGUGCUUACCCUGAUCCAGAAAUUACAUGGAAGAAGGAUGGGAAGGUUGUGAAGGAGAAUGACAAGUUUAAGCUGAUCAACACCAAUGAUGACAUCUUCUCUCUCCUCAUAAAGAAUGUCAAGGUGGCAGAUAGCGGCAGAUACCAGUGUGUGGCUAAGAACGAGUAUGGUGAAGCCAUCACUGAGGCCUUGCUCAAUGUCAUUGCCCUUAAGGCAAAGCUUGAAGAAGAAAUGAUGGCUCCACGUUUCACCACCAAGUUCUAUGACCUAGACUGCUUGGAGGGGGUGCCUAUUGACUUCACGUGCAUGUAUGAAGGCAAGCCUGAACCUGAGGUUGCCUGGUUGAUUGAUGGCAAGGUUGUCAAAACAGAUCUCAACUUUGAUGCCACGAUGACCAAUGAUGGCAGACAGGCAUCCCUUGCUUUCCGAUUGGCUCAGACCUACCAUUCAGGGGAGAUAACUUGCAGACUCAGGAACAUCGCUGGAGAGGCUAAAUGUCGUGCUUGGUUAAAUGUCAAAGAAGACCCGAAGAAACGUGGAACGAAACCUGAGUUUGUCGAGAGACCGAGAGAUGCAGAUAUCAGAGAAUCAGAAGAAGCAACAUUCGAGGCAAUUGUCAUGGGUGAUCCUGCUCCAGAAGUCACCUGGUACUUCAAGGGCAGAGAACUCUUUGAGUCAAAGCGCCGUGAUAUCAUGCAGUCGGGUGAUACGUACACACUGGUGCUGAAGGAUGUGAUUCCAGCCAACGAGGGUGAGUACACCUGUCGGGCGAAGAACACUGCUGGAGAAGUCUCUUGCCAGGCCUGGCUCACAGUCUUGGCACCCAAGAGGAGGGAAGCUUCACCACCAAUAUUCAAAGAAGUUCCUGAAAAGAAGGCCAAACCCUAUGGGUUCCCUCCAUCCUUCACCAAGAGAAUCAUAGACACUAUUGAGCCUCCUGGCGGGUCAGCAAGAUUCGAGUGCCGCAUCAUAGGUGUUCCAGACCCAGAGGUUGAAUGGAAAAAGGAUGGGAAUCCAGUCAAUGAUGGUGGCAAGUACUCCAUUGGGAAGGAAGGUAACACGUACUAUCUGACACUUGAUGAUGUGGACAAGGAUGACAUGGGAGAAUUUACCUGCACCAUCACAAAUGAGGCUGGCAAAGCAACCAGUAUGGGAAGGCUGAAGGUCAAAGAGGAGAAAGCAUACUCCCCCGAGAGAGUGAUUCUCCCUGAUUAUGCACCUUCCUAUUCUAUCAAGGCAAUGGCAGAAGACAAUGUUCCCUCACUACCGUUUGACAAACCAGUUCUCCUGGAUAUCAAACCAGAUGGGGUCAAGUUGGGCUGGCUCCCAGCAUACACCAGUGACCUCCCGACCUCCUCAGGCCCGGUCACAUACAUCCUUGAGGCCAGAGAGCUUCCCAGUAUGAGAUGGUCCCGUAUCGCCUCCGACAUCCAUGGAACCCAGCACUAUGCUAAAGACCUCUCUCCCAACAAAGAGUACAACUUCAGAGUUCGGGCAGAGAACAAGUUUGGAUCCAGUGAGCCCACACUUCCUGCUGUGCUGGAUAAACGAGAACUUCCAAAGCGUGAACCUAAACCAUAUGAUGAGUUUAUAGGUGCUCCCAGACUGCCCUCUGCUAAACCCUACAUCACAGACAUUGGCGCUGAGACUGUCAGGUUGGCAUGGGAACCAGCUCAUUUGCCUCUUGACCGAUUUGAAGCACCUCCAAUUUCAUAUCGGUUGGAAGCUCAGGAGCUGCCCAGAGAGGAUUGGGUACCACUAGUGAGCCGAAUCAUGGACCCAAGUGCUUAUUUGUCUGAUCUGGCUGCCGACAGAGAUUACAAUAUCCGUGUCCGAGCAGAGAAUAAGUAUGGCAUCAGUGAACCUUCAGAACCAAUAUGGCUGCCAAGAGCCAAAGCUUUCCCUGGUGUACCUAUCAGCCGUCCCCAGAUUGCUGAGUUGGAGCCGGAGUCUGUGAGACUCAACUGGAACCGUGUUGACAUCCCAACAUUUGAAAGUCAGGAUGAACCUCUGAGGUACAUGAUCGAGAAGAAUGAGCCACCCAGCAAUUUGUGGAACCGAGUAGCUGGAAACAUCCCGAGCACCUCAUACCUCGUCCAUGGACUGGUUCCAGGACAGGAUUACCGAUUCCGUGUGAGAUCAGAGUCUCCUGAAGGAGUCCUGGGAGAACCCAGUCCAGCUGCAUCCCUGUACAGAACUCUAGCACUAUCCAGAGUUCCUGUUGAUGCUUUGGAGAUUGAUGAUUAUGAGCCUGACUAUGAGUCUGUCAGGUUGUCAUGGCGACGAGUGGAGGUACCACCCUAUGCAACAGAUGAAGAUCAUCUAACCUACAUGAUUGAAGGCUCAGAGCCUGGAGUGGAUGACUGGAGACCAUUAGCCACUGGUAUCCCUGACACCACCUACAGACUGCCUGACAUCGAACCCACACAGGACUACAGGUUCAGGAUCCGAGGAAUUACCCCGUAUGGAAUCAGCCCUCCUUCCUACCCAGCCAGCAUGACAAGGACGAUAGCUCCCAUGAGACCGAUCACAGAAGGAGUCAAGAUGUCUGAAAUUGAACCUGACAGUGUCCGGUUGUCAUGGCGACCACUCAGUCUUCCUGACCAGGAUAUGGAACCAGUCAGGUACCAGGUUGAUAUGCAGGAAGUUCCAAGCCUGGACUGGCGUCCGUUCGCCCGUGAUGUGAAAGACAAUACCCACCUUGUGACAGGUCUCACUCCAGGACGGGAUUACGCCUUCAGAAUCAGGCCGAUGGGAAUUCUUGCCGAUCUAGAGCCAUAUCCUACAGUCACCCUCACAUCUUUCCCAGUGAGGCCACGACUGCCCAUAAGACAACCAAUCAUGUCCGAGAUGGGUCCAGAUUCCAUCCGGUUGUCAUGGCGACCAGCUGAACUGCCAAUGUACACCCGCAAACCGAUACCCAUCACGUACACAGUUGAGAUGCAGGAGCCCCCAAGCUCCACCUGGCUGACGCUGGCCCGACGUAUCCCGGACACAAUGUACACUGUCAAUGCUCUCCGGCCUGACAAGGACUACAUAUUCCGGAUCCGCCCAGACACUGAGUAUGGUCCAGGAGAGUCCAGUAUUCCACUCCGUUUGAACAGAAGACCAGUUCUUGCUCUGCCGCAAAGGGAGCCAAUCAUCUCCAACAUUUGCGCAGACUCUGUGUUGUUGUCAUGGCAACCACUGACACUUCCAGCCGGAGCCAAGUUGUCCACUCCUGUUACAUAUCGUAUUGAGACUAAGGAACCCUCUGGUGGAGUAUGGACACCUAUUGCCACCCACAUCCCUGGAAGCAGUUACACUGCCCGAUUCCUCAACCCAGAUCGCGACUACAUGUUCCGAGUGUGUGCGGAGGGAGAUGGCGUUAGUACUGAACCUACACCUGGAGCAUACUUACCACACAGAGCAAGCCCUCCACACAUGCCCAGAGAGAUGCCGUAUGCCUUCAACAUCCAGCCUGACUCCCUCACAUUGUCCUGGCGGAGCGUGGAGCUUCCAGCUCGUAUCACAGAUUACUCACCUGCCACAUACCGUAUUGAGAUGCUUGACACUCCUGGUGGUGACUGGAAGGUUCACACACGGAAUAUUCCGAAGACACAGAGUCAGGUGACAGGGCUGCUGCCAGACCGCGACUACACCUUCAGGGUCAGGGCAGAGAAUGACUACGGUCUCGGGGAGCCCACUGAUUCUGUUGUUGUGAGGAAACGAGGAGUUGCACCAUACUUGCCCCAAGAAGAACCAUUUAUGUCGGACAUGCGUCCAGGAUCUGUCCGUAUGACAUGGCGACCAGCCGACAUGCCAUCAUAUAUACGUGACCAGAUUCCUCUGACUUACACGAUAUUGUUCCAAGAGUUGCCUGACACCAACUGGCGCCCUCUAGUGAGGAGAAUCCCACACACGUCAUACCACGUGUAUGGUCUUAACCCUGACCGAGAUUAUGCUUUUCGUAUACAGGCUGAGAAUGACUAUGGCAUGAGCUCUCCGACACAACCAUCAAGGAUGCCAAGAUUUACAGAUUACAGGCUGAGAAACAUUGCGGAAGAUAUUCGAGGACCAAUUGAAAUUCCAGAAUUUGAAGACUAUGAACCAUCCAAUUUGCGGCUGUCGUGGAAACGACCUCAGAUCCCUGAAUAUGAGAAAACACCUCCGACAUAUCAGAUUGAGACAUGGAGACCGAAAGAACGAGAUUGGCAGCCGUACGUGUCCAAGCUCACCGAACCAUCGUACAAGCUGACAGACCUUGACCGCUAUCGGGAUCAUGUGUUCCGGAUCCGUGCCGAGACUGAUAGUGGUCUUAGCACACCUUCUAUUCCUAUUUCCUACUCUCCUAGAAGAGUCAUGCCCACUGUUCCAGUGGAGAAGCCUGAGAUCUAUGAUAUUCAUGGUGACUCUGUCAGGGUGUCAUGGCGUCCAGUCUAUGUUCCAUCCUUCCUCCGACGGACCUUCGUUAUCGUCUGGAUAUUCGUGAACUCCCGGCUCCCCACUGGAGAACUCUUGUCCCCAACACCUCAGACCUUUCCUACCAGGUCACUGGACUUCGACCCAAACAAGACUAUGCGUUCCGAGUUCGUGUCAUGACUGAAGACGGCCCGUCAGAGCCAUCAUACCCAGUCUACCUUUACAGGAAGCCUGCAAUCCCAUACAUCCCCUUCUCUUCCCCUGAGAUUGAGGAUGUUGAAGAUACCUCCGCGAAGCUUCGCUGGCAGCUUAUUGACGUUCCAGCUUUCGAAUAUGAAGAUGAGCCUCUAUCAUUCAUGGUUGAAAGUCAGCGUUUCCCUGACUACGAAUGGAGGCCUGUUGCCCGGGGAAUCAAGGGAACAUCUCACCGCUUGACGGGAUUGCAGCCACGACAGGAUUAUUAUUUCCGUAUUCGAGGAGAGACACCAUAUGGACUGACAGAGCCAUCUACACCUAUUUCCCCUGUACAGGAGACCAGUUACAUCAGGAGUGCCAAUUGCAAGACCGUCUAUUUUCGCUGAGGAGCCAUAUGGAGCCAGGCUCCGUUGGAGCAAUGUCCACAUUCCAUCCUACAAGUCCAUGCCGAA
Messenger RNA from Haliotis rubra (blacklip abalone), 6269 nucleotides. RefSeq names its product twitchin-like. The transcript has 26 exons. Lineage: Eukaryota; Metazoa; Mollusca; Gastropoda; Lepetellida; Haliotidae. Gene Ontology annotation, molecular function: protein binding. The record is from RefSeq and is a predicted model, not a curated record. The coding region runs from base 151 to 5802 and encodes 1883 amino acids.